AUAUUGUACUUUUGAGUUGAGGAAAAUGUUAAGAAACAUGAGCGGUGAGGGACAUUUAGCCGGCGGGCAGAGCUCGUCUUCUCCGACCGGGCGUGGAGUCACCUCUGCCGGGCUCGACAGUCAGGAAAGCUCGUGGAUCGGCCUAUUGUCCGUGGUGUCCAGGCCCGCGCUCUCAUUUUUGCAGAAAUAUCUCCCGGGCCGACCCCGAAAUCCGGCCACGUCCGCUAACAGGACCGGGUGGAUCAGUGGAGAUUUAAAAAGCAGUUUUGCUGACGAAGAAAGAGAGUUUUUAAGACAGCUGGACGACAUGAUGCCGCUAACGCAGCACGCAGCUCCACACAUGACCUACCUGCAGUGUCAGCACGACGGAGUCGCCGGCCUGCUGGAGCCGGGGGACGGCACCACUUUACCCUGGCUUACCGCUGAUUCUCUGCGGGAAAUAGGGAUUCAAAACGCAGAAGAAAUGGACUUAAAUGUCUGCCAGCAGACUCAGAUUGGAUAUUUCUCUUCUGCUAGGACUUUUAUCAGUCAUGUUCUAUUGAGCGCGGUGUCAUCUCAGGAAAUAAAACCCACACGAGGGAAGGACUAUGUGACCGAGGCCAUGAGCUCCACAGUGAAGAGCAGCGGUGGUAAAAGCAGGACGUGGUGGGGCAGCUUCUGGGGCGGCGAGGAGAGCUCACAGAAAGGGCUGUUGUCGGAUUUCUCCUGGGCUGAGGAGGGGACGGUGACAGGCCAGCUUUGUCCACAUCAACUUGGGUCUGAGACAAAAGCCCCCGCUGCCAAAACAACCAAUGUGUUUGUCCAGAGUGGCGGCAGGGAAUCGACGCUGGGAGAAAACACUGGACCGACUGACCACAAAGAGGAGCUGGCUAACAAUGGAGGCCUUCACACAGUCCAGAACACAGAGGGGUCUGCACCAGACCACCGGCUCAGCAUCAGCAACCACCUGAGCAGUUCGGGAGAUGCCGCCGCCUGCAGUGAGGUGGCACUUCUGACCCCUGAUCAGGACAAUGGUUACUCCAGCCUGGAGGAGGAACACUUCCAGAUGUGCCACCUGUACAUGCUGACAUCCCCAAGUGAACAGCGGCAGGAGACCGAACCGGAAAGCUGUGCCACUGUCGCCACAGAGAUGGAGGAAGAGUCAUCGGAGGAGGGAGAGCCGACAUCAGGGAAGGUAGACGAGGAAGAGCAGCAACACUCAGCCCCUCAGGAGGGUCCGUCAGAGAAGGCGACUGUGCUCUCCACCCCCCAGUGCCAAAACAAAGCCAUUGCCUUCAUCAUGGGCUGCCCCUGCAGUGACGACGACAGCAGCCAAUCAGACAUGGAGUCCAGUGAUGACGACGACGAUGGUUUUGACAGCGAGGGGUCGUCCGAUCUGUCCGACUCGACCGAUGAAGAUGACGAAGAUGAUGAUGAAGCCUCAGGCUCAGACAGCGAGGCCGACUCGGAGGCACAGCGCCUGUGGGGCUCCUUCUGCCAAAGUCUUGACCCCUACAACCCUCAAAACUUCACCGCCAAGCAGCACACCGGCAGCACCCCACCCAGGAUCAUCCCCACCUCCACACCACCGCCCUCCACUCAGUCCACCCCUGCCUCCUCCCCUGACCUCACCCCUCUCGCUCUCUUCUCCCUCACAGCCUCCCCUCCCCUCCCCUCCUUCCCCCCUCCGUCUGGCCAAGACGUCUGGGACGACUCAACCUCGGCCAGCGAGGUGGACGAAGCCGAAAGCCUCCGCCUGUGGAGCUCCUUCAGCUGCUCCUCAGACCCCUACAGCCCCUUCAACUUCCAGGCCCCGCUCAGGACUCGAGAGCCUGUCGAGGCUGCUCCGAGGGCCCGGGUUAGGGCAAAGAGGGCCUCCCAGACCCCCCCCCACUCCUCCCACCAUAAAGCAGCAUCUCCACCUGAGUACAGGAAGGAAGAGGCAGAGGAGAGGCUGGACAGCGGCUUUUCUGAACCCUCCACCUCUUCUGGCUCCUCCACCACCCGGAGCUGUGGCACAACCAAAAAGGUUCGAUUCUGUGAUAAUGUGGAGGAGUUCGUCGCCAGCUGCGGUGAGGAGGAGGAGGACCGGCGGGGCCCCUGGGAGGAGCUGGCUCGGGACCGCUGCCGAUUCCUGCGACGCUGCCAGGAGGUGGAGCAGAGCAUCGCCUACUGCCUGCAGCCGCAGCACCGUGCCCUAGUGUACCGCCGCCUCGCCAUCCUCUAGGUCCAGGACGCAUAAGGAGGACGUAGCAGCUUUCCCGAAAGCCCAGGAAGUCCAUGUAAUUCGGCAUGUCUCAUAAUGAGGAAAUGAAAAGCUGCACUUUUUUAGCAGAAAUAUAAACUGCUUUAACACUAUGGAAACACAGCGAGAGCAGGUGGACAGACCGAGAGCUGCUGAACGCUUGACUGGCUGACUUUAGUCUUCUUUCUGAUGUGGUUCAGACUGGGUCUACGUCUGUUUGUUUCUGCAGCUUUGUCUUUUUGGAUUCAGUCGAAUAAUUCAACAAGAUUCAGGGCAACUUCAUAACUGACUGAUUUAGUAAAAUGCUGGCGUGUGAGAUGUGUUAUUGAGGUGUUGACGGUGAUUUGAAGGGCUUAACUUGUGGCUUCACUGUGAGGACAAACCCUGUUAGAGCUGAGAAGUGGUAACUGUGUUUGGGUUGAGAUCAGUGUUCGAGUCUUUUCUUCUUCGUGCAGACAGAAAGAGAUCUCCUCUUCUCACGGUAAAAAUGUCUGCAGCCGUUUUCAGUUUCAGUAUUUUCUCCAGCUGUUUCAGACCACACCACAGUUCCUCUCAUGUAAUCAGCCAUUUUACAUUUUACAUCAGAUACAGAAACGAGCUGCUGUUUUCAUCAAAAAUAUAGAGUAAAACUGAGAAAAUCACAGGGUCAACAGAUGAUUAGAAGAAGAAGAAGAAAGAAAGCAAAGGGUUUGUUUCACUAAAAUCAGUUUAUUUUUUCUAAUUUUCUUGUAAAAUACAGGAAUCAUCCACCACUUCAUGCCUCUAAUAAGCCAUCAAAUCAAACCGUCAACUCACAUCCACACUAGAGACGCAGCCAAUGAUUGUUUACUCUGUAAAAGACAAAGAAAAGCAGCAGGUAUUCGUAUUGGAAAUGUCUUUCGUGUAUUUACUUCACUGAUCAAAUGAUCAAAUGGUCAGUGAUCACGACUCAUUUGAGCUCCACCAGAAACCACCGUGAGGCUUGUGUUUUUAUUUCUGAUGGAAACAGCCACUUCUGUCUGUGACUCAGGUGUAGAACUGCUGGUUACCUGACAGUCAAACCGCAGCUCGACUCUUGCCCCACACAUGGAGCUAAAACCAGUAAACAGACUCCGUCACAGUCCAGAAUAAACCUGCGGUGUGAAGGAGCUCAGAAUCGGUGUAAUGACCAUCCGGGCGUGUGAAAUCACCCAGCGGGGUGUUUGUAUUUGCAGCCAAAGCUUUUAGUUUUGUCCCAGUUUCUCUUUAAAGCCAAAGAUCGUGUUGAAGUCUGACAGGACGAGGAACUGAAGUUUAAGUGUUGGAUUCUGGUUGAUUUGCAUGAAUUAGAAAAUGUUCCUCUAACUGCUCAGACUCACUAAUCACUGAUAAUCAGUCGAUACACAGAGUAUUCUGCCUCUAAUCAGUUCGAUAUAGAUCACUGUGGUAUUAAAAGAAAGCUCCCUUUAAUGGAUCAUCUCUCUGACUGUUGAACUGAACAUCCAGCUGAUGAAGGAAACUGUAGCAUGAGAGUUGUUCCGCUUCUCUACAGAAAGAUCUCUGUUUGAAAUAACCCAGGCUUCUCAGAUAUGUCAAGAGUUUUGUCCUAGUAACUCAGCUGUACCAGAACUUUAACCAAAUGUGGUAAAACUGCCAAAAUGAGGAUUCUGGUCAAAGAACGAUGAGUCUUCGCAGACGUGUGUUGCCGACUUUCUGUACGUUACAGACACAUUUGGGUUGAUUCCCAGCGUUCGCCUUACAGCUCCAGACUUCUAUAUUGGGAUUCAUUCAUCAUUUAAAUAUAAAGCCACUGACUAAUCAUAACUGUAGGACGUCUUUUAUUUCUGUUAGUGUUCCCUCCGCAGAUGAAAGCAUCGAGCAACAAUAAGGCCACGUCUUCCUGUCUUUACGAUAUAAAAUGGAAAAAGGCCAGUCAGACACUUCUGGAGAUCAGGAAACAGGGCGUCAACAGACGAUUAUGAUUUCUGGAUUCAUCAGGUCGUUGUUUGGUCUAUAAAAUGUCAGAAAAUGGAGGAAAAUGGCCUUUAUUGUUUCCCAGAGCGUUGACGUCUGGUUUUCUCGCUCAGCUGCGAGAAAAUUGUCCAAAAUCCGAACAUAAAACAUAAGGAAGAGCAGGAAAAUCUUCACCUUUGAGAAGCAGGAACCAGACAUUUAUCUGACGUGUUUGCUCUUAUAAACAACUUAAAUGACUGAUGAUCAAUUGACUAUUUGUUUCAGCUCGAGAGGGAAAUUGCAUGGAGGGACUUGUACUGAUUUUCUAAAAUCAUUUAGUCUUUACUAAAGAACACAACGGAUUGGUGAAUGUUGGCCUGAUACCAGAAGUGUGUCUAAAUCAGUAAUAACUCAUCCCCAUAAAAAGUCAGAGUCAGCAGCCACAAAGUGUUUUGAUCUUUCAUCAUCUCUUCAUCGUCCAUUAAACAUCAGAAAGUAGUUUAAAAUCUCAGUCCCUCGGAGUCCAAGGUGACGUCUUCAAAUGUCUCGUCUUGUUCGAAACCCAGAGAGAGACAGAAAACAGAAUAUCCUCAUAUCUGAGAAGCUGUAGCUGGUAAAUAAUUUCCUAUUUUCUUAACUUUCGUAGCCAUUUCAUAUGCAGUUUAAUCUCCAAUGAGACGAUCAUGUUGGUAAAGUAAAAUCCGGUAACUGUGGCUGCCAGAUAAAUGUAGAGCGGAGCAAAAGUACAUUUCCCUCUGAAUAGUGGUGUGGAUGUUACAGUACUCGAGUAAAUGUACUUAGUUACUUUCCCCCACUGGUGCCGUGUUUUACAGUCUGAUGACCAAACCCGAGCAGACGUGACUGAAUCAUUAGCUGUGUCCCAAAUCCACUCUACAUGUUAGUUCUCUACGGUGCGCAACACACCAGUCACUUACUAAACAAAAAAAUCAGCUCGGUUACAACUCACCCUUUCACCAGCACCUACAAUUUAUUAAUUUCUCUCAGCUGUGAGCAUCUGCAGCAUUUCCGUCAACAGCACCCUGAGAAAACCCACCAUAUUUAGUCUAAAUACCAAGGAGUCUGAGUAAACUUUACUUUGGCCCUUUCCAGUGUGAACACAUUCAGUACAAACUAAAAUACUGCUCAGAACCUGUUUAGUCUGGAUUUGGGAGUGUGUUACGAUGAGUGGGUUUUUUUUCUUCUUCUGGUCUCAAAUGCAGGAUCUUCAGUUCAGCAGGCAGAAAGUUAACGAACCUGUAACCAGCCUCCGAAUCCGAGUCUGAACAGUGAGGCUCAGUGAAACGCUUCCAGGCCGAACUCGCUCUGCGUGAGCUUCUCCUCCUACAGCACCAA
Xiphias gladius (swordfish) is the source of this 5488-nucleotide messenger RNA. RefSeq names its product histone H3.v1 (gene ppp1r15b). The coding region runs from base 26 to 2206 and encodes 726 amino acids. Gene Ontology annotation, biological process: response to endoplasmic reticulum stress. NCBI's taxonomy places the organism in Eukaryota, Metazoa, Chordata, Actinopteri, Istiophoriformes, Xiphiidae. Gene Ontology annotation, cellular component: endoplasmic reticulum; protein phosphatase type 1 complex. Gene Ontology annotation, molecular function: protein phosphatase regulator activity. The record is from RefSeq and is a predicted model, not a curated record. The transcript is spliced from 2 exons.